GCUCUCCCUCAUCGGAUUGGGCCAAUGUUAAGUGUCUUUUUGAAGUCAGUUAAGAACAACAAUCACUUUGAUAUGUCAAAGUUUUACAAUGAAUUUUGACCAUUGCCCAUAGACAUGACCAAAUGUAAAUGCAGAGCCUAGCUGUAAUGGCCAGAGAGGGUGAUGUACAUAAAGAGGAUAUUACCCUUUCCUAUACAACUCUACCGGCAAAUAAACUUCCCCUUCUCAACUUUAAUAGAAUAUUAUCAGACAAGCCGUGUGCAGCUCGACAAAUAAAAGACCGGUCUAUCAUAUGUGUAUGUAAUACGACAUACUGCGAUGAAUUCACCAGAGAAAAGCCAGUUAAAGGCGGCUACGUAACGUACACAUCUUCAGAGGCAGGCUCGCGGUUUAAAAAAGGAUCUGGAGUAUUUCAUGACUCUGAUUGGAAUCCGAAAUGCUGUUCUGCAUCUCUGGUAGUGAACCCUAAGGCGAAGUACCAAAUGGUCGAGGGUUUUGGUGGCGCGGUCACCGACGCAGCAAGCAUCAACUGGAAGAGUUUGCCCGAAGAAAUGCAACAAUCUCUUAUAGAUUCAUACUACAGCAGUAAAGGUCUGGAAUACAAUAUGAUCCGAGUUCCCAUUGGCGGCUGUGAUUUCUCCACACAUGCGUACGCUUAUAAUGAACAACCAGAAAAUGACGUCGAUCUAUUGAACUUUAACCUAACUUCUGAGGACUUUGAUUUUAAGAUUCCAAUGAUAAGAGCGAUUAACCGUGUGGCGACAGCGCCAGUACAUAUAGUAGCGACCACCUGGUCUCCACCAAUCUGGAUGAAGACAAACCACAAUAUCUCCGGCUACGGAAGACUGAAGAAGGAAUAUUUCCAGACUUAUGCUUGGUAUCAUUACAAAUUCAUCGAGCAAUACGCAGCUCAGGGUAUAAGUAUUUGGGCGAUAACAACUACAAACGAACCGAUUGAUGGUUUCUUUGGUUUGGCCAGGUUCAAUACGCUCGGCUGGUCGAUUGACAACAUGGCAGAAUGGAUAGUCAAAAAUUUGGGGCCUACGAUACGAAAUUCCAAAUUCAAAGAUGUGAAAAUACUAACAUGUGAUGAUCAACGCUUCACCAUACCUUUUUGGUUUAAUGUUAUGCUCCGUACAAAUCCUAAAGCUUUGGAGUACAUAGAUGGUGUUGGUGUACACUUUUAUGCAGAUAAAGUGGUGCCGGCGUCAAUAUUAAAUGUUGUAUCAAAUAGUCAUCCCGAUAAAUUUAUACUUGCGACCGAAGCUUGUGAAGGAAGCUUUCCUUGGCAAACUGAGAAAGUGGACCUAGGGUCUUGGAAAAGAGCUGUUACUUACAUAUCGGACAUCUUAGAAGAUUUAAAUCACAAUGUAGUGGGCUGGAUUGACUGGAACUUGUGCUUGAACACGCGUGGGGGACCUAAUUGGUCAGAGAACUACGUCGACUCUCCUAUUAUAGUAGACGCAGUCAAAAACGAGUUUUAUAAACAGCCAAUGUUCUACGCUAUGGGCCAUUUUUCGAAAUUUAUCAAACGUGGCUCCAGAAGAAUCGAAGUGAACGAAAUAAAGCCCUUAUUUUCUUGGUCAGUUAAACAUGUCGGUUUUCUUACACCUGAUGGCACUGUAGUUUUAGUGCUAUUUAACGAGGGCGACAAAAGAAUAGUCAGCGUGAGAUGUGGAAAGAAGAAAGCUGUUUUAGAAUUGGAAGCGAAAUCUGUUACAACGAUGGAGUUCUAUUGCGUUUUAUAAAACAAUAUUGUUGUUUUUAAAAUCUCUAACGGACGUACUCAGAGACGCUUAAGGUUUACUAAGCUUACUAUAGAUUGAUGGGAAAUAUACACUGAGUUACUGUUUGAGUAACAAUUAAACGUACUUUAAGUUAAGUAAUUUAUUAAGUUUAAUUAUAAAAUAUGUUUUUUUUAUUUUUUAGUCAUAAAUCAAACAGUUUAUGCCCAAAUUGAAAUAAAACAAAUAA
Papilio xuthus (Asian swallowtail) is the source of this 1974-nucleotide messenger RNA. Its product is annotated as glucosylceramidase-like. Gene Ontology annotation, molecular function: glucosylceramidase activity. The record is from RefSeq and is a predicted model, not a curated record. Lineage: Eukaryota; Metazoa; Arthropoda; Insecta; Lepidoptera; Papilionidae. Bases 129 to 1748 code for a protein of 539 amino acids. The transcript has 12 exons. Gene Ontology annotation, biological process: glucosylceramide catabolic process.